UCCAGCUUCCCUGGGUGAUGCGAUGCUGUUGCCGUGGAUUUGAUUGACAGAAAUCAUGUCGGUGUGGUGGGAUGCUGCUCUGCCACGGGGAACGGGGAGUCCUUGCAUGCAAUUCACACAGAACCUUUAAAAUGAAAAGGCCUCCACAGCGCGAGCUUCUAGCGAUACACUGAACUGUUUAUUUUUUAUCUUUAGGCUAUUUAUAUAUUUUUCUUUCCCAUAUCCACUUACAACGGAGCGACGCUCAAUGGAUGCUGAGACAAACCGUGUUCAGUUUGUAUUUGUGCUCAAUCUCUUCAUAUUGCGGUUGAUAUAGCAUACAAUCAAAGACAUCUUUAUGAAACCGCAGGAACUACAAGGACUGUUGCAAUGGAGUCGCCUCGCUCUCGGCUUAAAUCCGCUUUAGAGAGAUAAAACACCGCUGGUCGUUUCAUGGCGUUUGGCAGGCUGAUUUAUUUUGUGGGUCUUUCCACAUUUGUUUUAUAAACAGAUUUCAACUGCAGAAACCGCACCGCUGCUCGCAAACUAUGGACGAAGAGAUGACAAAAAGCGAAGAGCAGCAUCUUACUUUGCAAAAAGCCUUGCAGCAGUGCGAGUUGGUGCAGAAUAUGAUCGACAUCAGCAUUUCCAGUUUGGAAGGUUUACGAACCAAAUGUGCCACAUCCAACGACUUGACACAACAGGAGAUCCGGACGCUAGAGGGGAAGCUGGUGAAGUACUUCAGCCGCCAGCUGUCCUGUAAGAGUAAAGUGGCCUUAGAGGAGCGCAGUGAGGAGCUGGACUGCUUCCCGCGCCUCGGACACUGGUUCCGGAUCGUCAACAUCAGGAAGGAGAUCACACAGGUGGGCCACUACUCCCUCUGCUACACUCCUAUAUUAAUCUAUAGUUGCCUUACCUCUACUACACUUUAUAUGACCCAACAAGACGGCACCACAGAGGGGGCAUUUCCAUCGCCAUUGAUCCUCCGAGAGGACCUGGGGACGGAAAAUGUGGAGAAGCGUUUGCAAUCGGAGCCCCUGCAGAAGAGCGUCACUCGUGUGAGGCUGCAGUGUGGUUCUGUUCAGCUUGAAGUGGCCCCGUGGGUGCAGGGACGCGGUCAGGGGCUCCGCGUGGACAUGGAUGUGGUGUUCAGCGUGCCCCACCUCUGCUCCUCAGACCUCUUCCUCCUGCUCCGCCUCGUUCCCGUGGUUAUUCUAGACUGUGAAGUCGAAGGUAUUAAGUGGUUCGGUGGGAAGCUGGAUCAUCGGCUAUGUGCAGCGAUGAUGUCUUUCAGAGGAAACGACGGGGAAAAGUUGUGUGCAUUCUGGGUCUUUCCCACCAGAUCAAUAAACCCAACCCCCCUUUUGUGUCUUCUCUCCACAGAACAACUUGAAGAGGAUGCGAUGCAUAGUAAUGGAGGCAGCCAGGCCAAGCAGGACUGGUCCAUCCAGUGGCCCACCUCCGAGUCGGGCAAGGAGAACUCCCCGGUGUGCCAGCCGGAGCUGAGCCAGUGGAUCCGCUUCCAGCUGUCCCAGAGCCCCAAGGUGCAGUCCAAGUACAACCAGCACGUGUGCCAGAGCCCCCAGGGCCCGGGGCCGUCUCUGUACUCGGACCGGCUGACGGUGGACAGCCCCGUCCUGGGCCUCUUCCCGUCCCUGGACUGCGGCAACCGCUCCUUGCCCCCGUCGCCCCGCCAGAGGCACUUUUGUCACACGCCUCCCCGGACUCCCCUGGUGGUCAACACCAUGACCCCGCCCGGCACGCCCCCCAUGCGGCGCCGCAACAAGGUGAAGGCUCCCGGGACGCCCCCUCCACCCAGCCGCAAGCUCAUCCACCUGCUGCCCGGCUUCACCGCGCUGCACCGCAGCAAGUCCCACGAGUUCCAGCUGGGAAACCGCCUGGAAGACACCCAGACGCCAAAAGCCAAGAAGAAGGCCAAGCCGCUGAACCUCAAGAUCUCCAGCGGCGUGGGCAGCUGUGAGAACCUGCCGUCCCAGCGCUCGCCCCUGCACAGCGACCGCUCCCUGCGCUCCUUCUUCUUCCCCUCCUUCAUCCCCUCCACACCCCCCGUCCACGCCGCCGAAACGCCCUCCGGUAACACGCUCUCAGUGCCUCGCUGGUCUCCGCAGAUUCCCAGGAGAGACUUUGGAAACUCAAUAAAACACAGGUUUUCCACCAAGUACUGGAUGUCACAGACAUGUAUCGUUUGUGGGAAGGGAAUGCUGUUUGGACUCAAAUGUAAAAACUGCAAGUUGAAGUGCCACAACAAAUGCACCAAAGAAGCCCCACCUUGUCAUCUGCUGAUCAUUCAGAGGGGCGGCCCUGACUCGCUCAAAGAUCACCAAGGGACAUCUCAAGCUCGACUGGUACGGACAGAAUCGGUGCCAUGUGACAUCAACAACCCGCUCAGGUACACGGACCUGCACAUCAGUCAGACCCUGCCCAAAACCAACAAGAUCAACAAGGACCACAUUCCAGUACCUUAUCAACCAGAUUCCAGCAGCAAUCCCUCCUCCACCACCUCGUCCACACCUUCCUCCCCGGCCCCGCCCCUACCCAGUAGUGCCACACCCCCUUCUCCCCUGCACCCCUCUCCUCAGUCGGCACGGCAACAGAAACAGUUCAACCUGACAGCCUCCAGUUAUUUUAAAUACAAGCAGCAGUUCAUCUUUCCAGACGUGGCCCUUGAGGCCCCGCCCAGCAGAGCCCCGCAGGUCAUCCUCCAUCCGGUCCUGUCUGAGCACGGGAACGAGGGGAAUCCGUUACUUCAGAUCGAAGUCGAGCCGACGUCAGAUAACGAGGAGGCCAACGACGAGGACUCGGGCGACGAGUUCGAGGAGAUGAACCUGUCGCUGCUGUCGGCCCGCAACUUCCCGCGCAAGGCCAGCCAGACCAGCAUCUUCCUGCAGGAGUGGGACAUCCCCUUUGAGCAGCUGGAGAUCGGCGAGAUGAUCGGCAAGGGCCGCUUCGGCCAGGUGUUCCACGGGCGCUGGCACGGCGAGGUGGCCCUGCGCCUCAUCGACAUCGAGCGCGACAACGAGGACCAGCUGCGGGCCUUCAAACGGGAGGUGAUGGGCUACCGCAACACGCGGCACGAGAACGUGGUGCUGUUCAUGGGCGCCUGCAUGAGCCCACCCCACCUGGCCAUCAUCACCAGUCUGUGUAAAGGCCGUACGCUGUAUUCGGUGGUGCGGGAUGCCAAGGUGGUGCUGGACUUCAACAAGACACGCCAGAUAGCCCAGGAGAUGGUGAAGGGAAUGGGCUACCUCCAUGCCAAGGGGAUCCUACACAAAGAUAUGAAGUCCAAAAAUGUGUUUUACGACAACGGCAAAGUAGUCAUCACUGACUUUGGACUCUUUACCAUAUCCGGUGUUCUCCAGGCGGGCAGCAGACGUGAGGACAAGCUGAGGAUCCCCAGCGGUUGGUUGUGUCACCUGGCCCCGGAAAUCAUCUGUCAGCUCUCGCCCGACACAGAGGAAGACAAGCUGCCCUUUUCUAAACAGUCGGAUGUCUUUGCUUUUGGCACUAUUUGGUACGAGCUGCAUGCACGGGAGUGGCCUUACAAGAGUCAGCCUGCGGAGGUGAUCAUGUGGCAGGUCGGCACCGGCCAGAAGCCCAACCUCACCCAGAUCGGCAUGGGAAAAGAGAUCUCAGACAUCGUGCUCCUCUGCUGGGCGUCCCAGCAGGAGGAGCGGCCCAGCUUCUCCAAGCUGGUCGACCUACUGGAGAAGCUGCCAAAGCGGAACCGGCGUCUAUCCCAUCCAGGCCACUUCUGGAAGUCAGCUGAGUAUGUCAAAUGAGCUAUAGGGACACAGACUUAAAACAACAACAACAACAACAACAACAAAACAAUCUGCUGCGACACGCAUCCUAAAUGUAGAGCCUGCCACCUAAAGAGGGCACCCAUUCGCCCACUGGGGGAACCGUCCCCGGGCAUAUUCAUGCGUGUGGUGGGGGCACACUGACGGACCAACCUGUUUCAAAAAGCAUUAGGGACAUUUUUACAUUUCACAUCAUAAUCGUAGGGUGGUGUCCUUUGUCCUUUCAUGAGGAUUUAAUAUGAAUUAUAUUUUCUUGAUGUAUUCUUGUUUGGUGUGUUUUCUUUGUUAUCACUCUUCAUAUCACUGUGUCUGAGAACAAAUGGAGGGACUUAUUUUCGGUUGUGUUUUGUUUUGGUUGUUUGUGGAAUGCCUGUUGUUGUGGUCCAUCAUUUGUGUGUUUUUAAUCGUCCAAACGUCCUCAUUAAUUCUGUGUGCCAUCUCAUCGAAUGGCACGGUUGUGUCCAAAUGACAUGUUUGUCUCAAACGCUACAAAACGUGACAAAUGCCCACUUAUACCUUGAAUGUGACGACCUCCUCGCAGUUCCCGAGGUAGGGGUCAAGAUACAGCGAUACCCCAGGCUUUCCUCCAAGCGGCCUGUGCUUUAAUCAUGGCUUGUGAAUGUCGGCAUUAAGAUAACAGCCUUGGGAACCAGUCCAACAUUGGCCUACUCUUUUGCUACUUGCCAUAACUUUGGCUGCUCUGUGAGUUCAGAGUGAACCUAUAUCUGUUGUCUAACAGGGAACCCUAGAGAAGGGGACCCGACUGAACCCCCACUGGAAAUUAUUGCAGAGAUAAUUGCAGCAAACAGGAGGCUUAAGAGAUAAAUAAAUGAAAAAAAACUAUAGAAAACCAAUAUUUUUGCUGUAUAUUAUAAAACAACAGUCUUAUUUGUGUUUUUCUAUUGUUUUUGGUUUGGUUUUCUGGUUUGGUUUUGAUGGUAGUCCUAUACGGUUUGGUUGUUGCGGUAGGGCUAUGGCAGGGAUAUGUGUUGCACAACUCAAAAUCUGUCUGAGACAAACUACUCCAUGCUUUCAAUUCAAGCUCAAGGCUUGGCAAAAUUCUUUGUUUUUUUUCACCACUAAAUCGUCAAAAAGCUCGAACUGCUAAGACAUCGCUGGCCAUGCUUAUGAAGUAAAACAUUCUAGUCAAGCUAAAACAAUGCAGAGGAAUUAAAGAAAAACCUGCAAAUAUGACCUCACCAUGUCUUCCUUUAUGAUUACUUUAUGAUGGAUUAGGACAGAUGAGACUUUUAAAUGCAAAUAAAAUCAAAAAAACACAAUAGUAGUUAUUGUAUAGAUAAGCGGGUCACUUCUUUCUUGUGAUCGGUUUUCCUCAGGUAAAAGGUUAACAACUAAGGGGAACUCGAUAGUUAACAGAUGGGCUAGAUAAAACAACCUGAAGAAAACAAAGCUUAAAUUAUUCAAUAAGAACAAAUAGGUUUUCCAUCACAACCGUCCUUCAUGUGUCUAUAUAAAUCAAGAAUAAUGAGCUGUGGAAAUCAACUUGCAUAACUAACCCUAACCCUAACCCAAUACCCAAACCAAUUGUUUUAAUGAUUUGGAGGAAAAAAAUAAGCCAGAAACACUAAACACUACAAAUCUACAAAUCAUGAGUCAUUUGCACAUGAAGUUAUGGCUUUGACUGUGAGGGCUUGACGAAUUUUCUAACAUAACAAUGAGCCUAAAUCAGGUAUAAAGUAACACAACUAGACGGUUUUAGUGGCAGCAAAGGACAUAUCGUUUUUCAGCGGAACAGACCUGACAAGCUAAUGUAUGCUUAUGUAAUGACUAUGUUGUGUUAUCUGAAUUACCUGUCUAAAUCCGGGCUAAACUAUUAUUAUAUAGGGCGACUGGGGACUGAAUGUCAAGUGAUAGUCCCCGAACCCGACUGAUAGUUAAUAGACAUAACAUUAAAUCUACAAAUAUCUCUUUCUACCUUCUUUUGUCCCAAAGUUAUCUUCAUAAUAGUGUAAAUAAAGGCCAUUGUACUAUAAAAGAGCUGCUUUAAACAAGCCCUGCUGUAAUUGUCUGUUAGUUUUGUUGAAAUAAUCAAGUCUUGGAUUUUGGAUUCCAUCCAAAGAGGCUUUGGCCUGAUCUUGCAUUUCCAAGAGAUCCACAUCCUCUCUUUCGGCUUCUGGUACAACACCGCUGGAAGCUCAUUGUUGAACUGUUCCUAUUCUAAACUUGAAGUUUUAUCAUUGAUUGACAAAUGCUCCAACAUAACCUCAAAGACGAUGUAUUCAUUCAAAUCAUAAAUUUAAUUAUGGUUUAGAAAAUGAAAUUAUCAAGGUACAUUUGUAUCCUACCUAAAGUGUCCCCUUUAAUUUUCUGAAACGAUAAAAAAACAUUUCAUAAAUUCUAUAUACUAUCCUGGGAUAUGUGUCUAUUUUUUGCGAUAUACAGUAUCUCUAUAAAUUGUUAUAUAGCUUGCAUAAACCAUAUGUUUGACUGAUGAGUAUAGACAUGGAUUUCAAGCCAUGGUCAUGUAAAAACACUUUUCUGAUCACUCUAACCAUAGAGACUGAUAUAGGAGUGUAGACAAUCCUAUCGUGAAACAUAGUCCAUUUUCCACAAGACGAUACACAUGCAUAUACACACACACACACAUACACACACACUCACACACACACACACACACACACACACACACACACACACACACACACACACACACACACUUCACACACACACACACACACACACACACACACACACACACACACACACACACACACACACACACACACACACACACACACACACAUAUCUGCAUUGAAAACAAACCGCGGCUGUAUUUUUAGAGUAAACCUGUCUUUUUCAAUUUGCUGGAAUUCCAAUAUUGUAAGGGAAUCAUUUAUAUUUGUACUAUUUCAAACUUUUACGUGCAUGACAUUGAAUAUGAAGGAUUUGAUUGUUAUAUUAUGGGAAAAAAGUUAUCCGUUAACACUAUAGUCUAUGAAAAGGUAUAUGAGAAGAUUUUUAAUGUUGAUGAGCUGUUGUCUGUUGGCCGUGUACGGAGGCAAAAUCAAAUAAAGUUCUACAUUAGGCUUUGCUCAAAGUUUUCAACGCCUUUCUAUCCGAAAAAUGAAUGUUGCCGUGUAUUUAUCAGCGUGUAAAUAUGACGGAGCCUGUGAAGGCAUAAGGACCUGUGCACAUGCGAGUGGAACACCAUUUAAAGACCUAACUUCAGUGCCAAGUGUACGUAUGAUAUUGUAGACCAUGUUUUCUUGCAGUAUUUAGAAAAUAUUCUGUGUGAAGCUUGGCAUCUUUAUUUUGAAUGUACAUGUAUAGUGUUGUGCUUUUGGUUGUCACUUAUUUCUGUUAUUGUUGUUCAUUUGGAUAAUUUUUCCCUGUUGAACUGCGGUCGCUUCGAGGCUUUCUUGUUUUUCCUUUUGACUGACUUAGUUCUUGUAUUGCAUUGAGUAUCAGCUGAGGACUUAGCUUGUAUUUAAUGAUGCCUUAUAGAUUCCUGGUUUAGUGGCGGCUACAUUUUUAUCACAAGCUCUCUUAUUUGCACUCAUCCUCAGCAAAGUGUAUGAAAAAUAAAAAUAAAUGUUUUUCAUUUUGGA
Gadus macrocephalus (Pacific cod) is the source of this 7369-nucleotide messenger RNA. It is a transcript of the gene ksr2, whose product is annotated as kinase suppressor of ras 2. The transcript is spliced from 22 exons. The record is from RefSeq and is a predicted model, not a curated record. Bases 528 to 3779 code for a protein of 1083 amino acids. Lineage: Eukaryota; Metazoa; Chordata; Actinopteri; Gadiformes; Gadidae. Gene Ontology annotation, biological process: protein phosphorylation. Gene Ontology annotation, molecular function: protein kinase activity; ATP binding.